CUUUUUCUCUUUCUCGAGUCAACUCUCCUUCGUCUUGAUCUUUAUCUUCAUUCAUUACGCAGAUCGUACACCUAAGUAUCUCACGCACAGCUCUCCUAAAUUACUAUAUUAUUAUCUGUAUCCUGUUCACAUCACCAUUGGCAGGUACUUUACAAUCCAUUUCCUCAACAAAUAGGGCCAAAGACGCAGAAACCUGCUCCCUAGUCUGAGGAUAGGUCUGAUGUCGACCGUCUACAUUAUUAUCCACCCAAAUCCUCAUUCAGAUAGCGACGCAGAGCUGCCGCGUUUUACUUCACCAGAACAAGAAGCAGUAGACACCGUCGUACAUAUCAUGACGAGAAACGCCACACCAAAGCCCGAAACUGGAACUGCUUUCCCUUCCAAAUUGUCCAGAAGUUUAACCGCAGCAGCGGUGCUAGUAACAGCGCCUGUGCCAUCUAUCCCAGGCGCCAUCGACGGCAUUCAAGAGACCCCUGAUAUCCCAGUCGUGAGACACAAGGAAGAGGCCAGGACUGUGGGACUGACGCCGCCGGGUACCAAACCAUCAGAAGCACCUACAGCUAAGGUAUCUAAGCAGGUAGUUGAGUCUUCAGAAAUCGAAACAUCCCCAGUCGUGGCAGAUAUUGAAGAGAGCUCCCAUCCAAAUGAGCCUCUUGGGGGAUCUUAUUCGCAGAAAAAGUCCGCAGCACUGCCUAUUACUGAAGACAUACACACCAGAACCACGCUCCUUUCAGCGAUCGUUCCAUCAUCCGCCGCAAAACCAUACCAGACUGGUAUUCAAGUCCCUUCGCAGAGUCGAGUAGCCGACGGCUUCCCUUACCCGCCUGGGCUUGCUGCUUAUGAGAUACUCGAGGAAGACUGGAAUAAAUUUACAGCUCAUCUGGCCUCGCUUAUUAGCCCCCAGCGUAAUAAGAAGAAGAAGAAGACUCCAAUUCGCCUGGUACUUACGUUUGGUGGGCGUGGCGCGAAAUCCGAGAAACUCGACUUCCAAAAAUCGCAUUCUAAGGUUUUCGAAUAUGUUCGAGCAUCCCAGAACAAUCUGUUUCGCCCUAAGGGUCUCCUUGUGAGGGUCGAUAUACCAGAGGAAGGCGUCGGCAUGGAGUUCAUGGAUCUAUACCACGGAGGACAUGUCGACCACUUAUCCGACACAUGGGGACUCGAAGCUAGAGUGGCAAAUGCUGGGCCCGUAGCUGAUGGUGAGGGAAUCGAUGCUACUGCUGAGGAAGUUGCAGCACAUUCCAAAGUAUCUAGGACAGCACUACAGCCUAACAAGGCCCAAACCAAGGCCAACAAGGCCCAAGACACGACGCUUGAAAAGGCAAGAAAGCAACAACUAAAGGCUUUGGGCCACCUAAAUAGCGCACGGAAGAAGAUGUCACAACGUAUCCGAAUAGUUAUUGAGCCUGUCACGGUCCUGGGCAAUGUAGAAAGGUCUGAGAAAAACGGGUGGAUAGCUUGGAUUCGCCAUUGCGACAACUAUGGCUCGCAGUUGACCAACUGAUGCUAGCCAGGGCUAUCGUCUGGAGAGAAGGCAAUCUGGCAUGGGAAGGAUUCAGAGUCACCAUUACCUGAAAAGGAAGGCUGAGGAUACCGAAAGCAAAUGGUGUCGAGAUAUCUCGAUACUUGAUGGACCUUGGUUCGUUGUUUGGAACUGUCUAAAGAGAAUUGCUCAAGGGGUGAAGCUGGUACAAGAGCUUGAGAUGGCCGGAUUGGUAGCUCAUAGAAAACGAGUACAAGCUUGUUCUGAUGGUGUGUCGACCUAGAAGCCACAGAUAGCGCUCUUGUUUGUCUGGUGCUUUAGUCCGGCAUGUAGUCUAAAGUUAUCAUUUGAACAUUUGUCAACUCAUCAGUGAUGAAAUUCGUUUAUAAUUGUAGCUACAUCACGUUUGAAUUUGGUGCAAGCGACUAAAUCGGAG
Messenger RNA from Pseudogymnoascus destructans, 1916 nucleotides. RefSeq lists its product as uncharacterized. Bases 221 to 1501 code for a protein of 426 amino acids. The record is from RefSeq and is a predicted model, not a curated record. The transcript has 2 exons. NCBI's taxonomy places the organism in Eukaryota, Fungi, Ascomycota, Leotiomycetes, Thelebolales, Thelebolaceae.